UGAAACACCCCAAAACACGUCCUCAGCCUCAGCAGCAGCCUCAGCAGCAGCAGUAACGACACUGCAGAGGAACACACGGCUUGUCCAACACCUAAAGUGGCUUUUCUUUACAGCACAAGAAGCCGUGCCUUUUAGGGGUUAUCUCUACUUUCCAGAGAUUUGGAACCAGAGACUGGCACUGGGAUCGUGAGUCGGAACAGGAAUUGAGGAAACGCAGGCAGACAGGAUGGUUCAGUGACAGAUUUUGUCCAUAUCCAGAUGUCACUGUGGAAUCAGGACUGUGUGUGUCCCACCCCACGCACCACCACGGCCCUCACGUGUGUGUUGCGCUGUUUCCCGUGUGAGCCGUCUUGGGCCGGGAGCCCCUUCGUGCAACGCGCACCAAGCCCGCCUAUGCUCACCAUGACGCGCUCCAAAACUUUCCAGGCCUACCUUCCCACCUGUCACCGCACGUACAGCUGCAUCCACUGUCGUGCACACCUUGCCAACCAUGACGAGCUCAUUUCUAAGUCCUUUCAAGGCAGUCAAGGCAGAGCCUAUCUAUUUAACUCUGUGGUGAACGUAGGAUGUGGUCCAGCAGAAGAGCGAGUGCUUCUCACUGGACUGCACGCGGUAGCAGACAUCUAUUGUGAGAACUGCAAAACUACACUGGGAUGGAAAUAUGAGCAUGCCUUUGAGAGCAGCCAGAAGUACAAGGAGGGUAAGUUUAUCAUCGAGCUGGCCCACAUGAUAAAGGACAAUGGCUGGGACUGAGGUCUGAGAGAGCUGUGAUGGAGUAUGGAUGAAGCCAGUUCAGAUGCUGGCUGUGUGGGUAAACAAAUGACGCUGGUUUCAUGUCGCCUUCUCUCUUGUAUUCUAUUCAACAUUUCUCCCACACACACAUACAAACACUCCUCGUUUCAAGGUUUAGCAUCAGGGGUUCUGAAUGAGGUGCAAAAAAAAGGCACUCCCAGGAUCAGUGUAUGUGCGUGUGUGUGUGUGUGUGUGUGUGCGCGUGCAUCCCAGUGAAUAUGUGAGCACAUCCAGUAAAAGGUGUGUAUACAUGUACACUCACCUAGAUAUAUACACCCAACUAGUUACUUGCAUGCCUCUCCCUAUCCUAGCCCAAGACAACCCAAUGUGUUUGUGUGCAUCUGGGUUCAACUCUAAACUUGGCAGGGCCAUGGGGUCACGCAGUUAGUCUAUAUAGGAGAGUGCUAAGGUGAUUAUCCCAAAUCCAGCUGAGUUUGGCCACUGCCAGCUUGGAUCAAUGACGACGGGUCUCUGAAUGGGCCUCUGAUGGGGACUGCCAAUGAAAGAGGCCCGUAUGAGGGGUAAAACAGAGCUUUCUAACGAGACUGCCCCGUCUCACCGUUUAUAAGACACUAACAUCUGAUCCGUUCUGAGGAGCUCUCCUAUGCCCUUACACACAAAAGUGAACGUUAACCAGUAAACGUAUCUGGAUACACUCGGUCGUGUUCAGACCUUAAUAUCCGUAUUCACAGUGGAACCGUUAGCUGCCUAUGCUAGUCCUGCUUCUGUGGCGUGAUUAUAUUUUUAGGAAUUACUGCUGGCACGAGGACGAGAGCUUUCAGAGCUUUCUCACAUGACCUGCAGAAGCUGAGGUACAAUACUGGAAUACUGCCUCCUUCUAACAAGCAUUUAUUUUUUUUCUAACCUCAGAAAUAACUGCAGAGAUUUAAAGACAGUUCACUGUGACACCUCAUCGGUGUCUUCGUGUCAACCAAAGAACCCGUCCAUCUAUAAUUAGUUACACGAACAGCGGAUAAGCCGUAGUGACUCGAGGGGCCUUUAUGUGUGUACCGGGCAAUUACAGUGACCCACAUCAACUGCUGCAGGGUGACACAAAGACAAAAAAUUUCCACACACGAUUAAGCCUUUUUUUCGUUUGUUUAUCUUUUAAUAUGCAGCGCGUGCAAAGUUUUUAGUGAAGUAAUAUACACAAGGAUGUGGCAGUUAAUUAAUUAGAUAGCUCAUCCUUCCAACAAGCAGCACAAACAAAAGCAGGCAUAUCACAAACAUGACAUCAGUCUGUAUCUGAGUUAGUUUCUGCAGCUCUCAGGCCACAGGUUUCAGUACUUUUGAGUUCUCUAAGCACUCACUCAGCACUCCUUAUAUAGGUCUGGUAUGGGUGGAGCUGGCUCCGAUGUAGCCACCAGUUAAAUACACUGUUGAACUAAAUCAUAAAAUUCCAUCGUUAUUAAAUGUAUUCCUGUCAUUGUUGUGCAUUUCCAGCAUGUAUUCUGCUCACUCCUAUUAAUCCUGAACUUAGCAGAUUAUUCAGUGAUUACCAUAAAGCUCCAACACUCGCAGGUUUGAGUGAUGACCAAAGUUGUGAGAUCAUGAAAAUACCCAUAAUGCUGUAGUGCUGCAUGUGACGGUCUCAGUGUGCACAGAUGUAGGUCAGGGUUAAGGAGUUAAAAGUAGCCAGAUUUUGUCUCUAAAGUGAAAUGCUUUCUUUCUUUCUUUCUUUUUAUUUCUUUCUUUUUAAAUGGAAGAGAUUAAUAUAUUUGAGCACUUACAUGUAUAUUAAUGAGAGCAUCUCUAUUUAGGUUGAUCUGUGUGUUAUUUAUGACUUCAAACAUACUGUGCUUUCUUUCUGUCUGGAGCCCUAAAAGGGUGUGCAAUAUUUGCCAUAUAUAUAUAUAUAUUUUUUAUUUUUACUCUUGAAAGCGUUUCAAGCUGUGUGUCUUUUUAUAAAAUCGUGACUAUAUAUUAACUACUGCUGGAGAUUGAUCUAAAUUAAAAUCUAUGAUAUGGUAAGUUGCCUUGUUUGUUGUGGUUUGUUAUUAAAAUUAAACUUCCACCUUUGGCUCUGGCUGGCUCAUUAGCAUUUAAAUUUCAAUUUAAUUCUACUUUUGUUUUUUUUUGUUUUUUUUAGCAGGAUAUUCACAAGUUGUAUUUCUGCUGCUGAAUUGUAUUGAAGUAUUUCACCAGGUGACGGCUUUAGGUGAGAAUGGAAGAAGGCCGCAGGCUGUACUUCACUCCAGCGAUGUCGGCUGUCGCGAGAUUCUCCAGGCUCCGGACUGCGUUUUCCUGUUUACAGCUGCAAAUGUCUCCGUCUCCGAGUUGCACUGCAGAUUAGGUCUCCUAGCAACUGGGUCUCUCUUCUCAAGUUGCGGAGGAGGAGAAGAGUGUGUGUGUGUGUGUGUGUGUGUGUGUGUGCGUGCGUGCGUGCCGUUAUUCAUUGUCUGGGUCCAGUAUUUAUCAGUUGUACACACACAGAGAGCUCAGAAAGUGAGGUUGUCUGACGUCUGUGGGAAGGAGCGUGGGUGAUGCAUUUGCUCUUUAUUUCAUGGUGCCAUCUGUGCAGGGAGAGAGAUUAAUGGUGAAGCCUCUCACUGUUAGAUGAUGGAUGUGAAAGCUCAAGUUCAGAUUCACAGCGAGUGUUUUUUCAAGCCAUUCAGACACUACAGGACGAUCGUAUCCAAAUUUACAGAUUAUUGUGAAAACACUAACCCCGCAAGUCUUCUAGUGUCUGAUGGAACAAGUUUGGAACACCUGCAUUUAGGGAUUUUUCUUCCAUUUCUCUGGAGAACCUCUCAGGCUCUGUCAGAGCAAACAAGGCAUAUCGGUUGUACAACUGUUUUCAAAUCCCUCCAGAGAUCUUUCAUCGAGGUCACUGAUAGAUGCCACUUGAGCAUUGUUUUGGCUCUGUGAAGGUAAACUUUUGCCCCAACCUAGAUCAUGAUUUCUUGAUUUGAAAGAAACCUUGAGAGGAUCCAGAUUCAAACCAUCCUUUUUUGUUUUAUAAAUCAUUACAGCGUGCAGGUGGAGAAGAGUGAAGACCGACUGUAUUAGGUGUGUUGAAAAGAUGUUGGGUAUAUACAUAGAGAGUGAGUUACAGGAUGAUUUCUAGAUUAUUCUACAGUUCGGGUCUACAGUUGCCUUGUCUUAGAUUCUAAUUAAGGAAAGGUUGAGAUUCGGGCAUAAACUGCAUCUGUAAAAAACCUCUUCAGGGAUGAUCUAGUCACAUGACCUUGGUUUCGUUCAGAUGUUCACUUACAGGUCAAAGUGCUCCGUCUUAGUUUCGUCAUAUCAUAAAAGAUUCAGUCUAAUGGCCUGAGAGAAGUCGUAUCAGUCUUGCCACAUGACUUGACAGGUAUGCUGGGCUCAAGCUCUGAAAAGCACCUCUGUGGUUCGAAUGUUCUUCCGUUUUAAGAAUGAAGGACCUUCGAUGUUCAAAUCCUUCAAAGAUGUUGAAUGUUUUCGUUUCCCGUCCUCGUAUCCCUGCUUCAACACAAUCCUGUCCUGAAGGUCUACAGACAAGUCCACUGAUCUCUUGGCUUAUCUUUUUGUUCUGACCGGCAGAGGGGUGAUUCUUGUACAAAUCAAUUCCAUCAGCUGAAUUUACAACUUGAGCAAAGGGACAAAGGGAUAUCUAUUAUCAAUAAACACACCAAACCAAAGUGCGAUAUUUAUCCAGUUAAAUGAAGGUUCUGUGCAAGGUCAAUCCCAGCAGAGGAAAAAACAAACGUCGCACACGGAAACGUGUCCUCACUCCUUUAUAUCAGCUUUGUGAUGACAGAAAAAUUUGUUUCUACUGUAUAAAAAUGUAUGGUAAGUCGAUCUGGAACACCAUUGUACUGGGUUAAAGAACAUUAUCGAGGUCAGUCUCCGUGCUGCUUGGCUCUACAGACAGAGCACAGGAUCGUCACAGGGAGCUUUGCAGUGCUUUGUUAUUAAGCCGGAUACAUUUGCUGGAAGAAAGGCAAGUCUGCUGCCAGAAGCAAAACCUUGUGCACAGAAGUGUUUCAUGAGACUGCAGUCGAGUCGAUACGUAUCAAGUUCUAUAAUGGGUAACCGUGUCACACUGAAGGCUUCAAAAAUAAACGUGUAACUUUACAACAGAGAUAAAGGAUCCUGAGGCGUCUAGAGAUGUAGCCGAUCCAGUUGGAUUCCGCUUCAUGAGGAUUUGGGCAUUCAAAGAGGAGACGCCAACUCCAUGUGGUCCUUGAGGACAACACACUCCUAAUCAAUACACAACUAUCAGACUGUAUAUUUAUAAUCACACCCUCCAGUGUCACCCAAAUAAGGAUGAGGUUCACUUUUGAGUCUGGUUCCUCUCAAGGUUUCUUCCUCUUCCAUCAAGGGGAGUUUUUCCUCACCACAGUCACCUCAGGCUUGUUUGUUAGGGAUAAAUACAAACUUUAAAAUAUAAGCCUAAUAUUAAUCUUGAAUUUUUGCAUAAUAUUAAUCUUUGUAUAUUAAACCUUUUGUAUUAUUUCUUACAUGUAUUAUUUCUUUGAGACAAUAUGCAUUGUUAAAAGUGCUAUAUAAAUAAAACCGAAUUGAAUAUUGAAUUGAAUAAAGAC
This is a messenger RNA of Tachysurus vachellii, 5315 nucleotides long. RefSeq names its product yippee-like 2b (gene ypel2b). The transcript is spliced from 6 exons. The coding region runs from base 259 to 753 and encodes 164 amino acids. The record is from RefSeq and is a predicted model, not a curated record. NCBI's taxonomy places the organism in Eukaryota, Metazoa, Chordata, Actinopteri, Siluriformes, Bagridae.